Messenger RNA from Diachasma alloeum, 1221 nucleotides. Its product is annotated as solute carrier family 25 member 35-like. NCBI's taxonomy places the organism in Eukaryota, Metazoa, Arthropoda, Insecta, Hymenoptera, Braconidae. The transcript is spliced from 5 exons. The record is from RefSeq and is a predicted model, not a curated record. The coding region runs from base 253 to 1197 and encodes 314 amino acids.
GAUGGUGGUCUUGCCCUAUCAUUCGUGAAAACACGAAUGAUAAUUUCGAUGCAAUUACAUCAUCCAUACGGAAGCAUCGACGAAAUUUCAAUGUUUACAGGCUGUGUAUGAAAUGUUCGAGAUAAGGAAUUUUAGUCAAUACCGAUGGUUCAGUUAGUCCGCUAGUUCUCCAUCUGCUCAACCCAUGCAGUUUCCCAAAUAUUUAACCGCUAUUCCAAGAGAACCAGUUGUUAGAAAACCCCGGCAAUAAUAAUGACGGCGGACAACGUUUCAACACAAAAACCAUUAGCUGCAGAAUUUACUCUAGCUGCGCUGGCAGCAGUGGGCGCAGGGUUUUUCACAAAUCCAAUAGACGUUGUUAAAAUCCGACUGCAGCUUCAAGGAGAAUUGGAGGCACGGGGGACAUACCAAAAAUUCUACAAGAAUACAUUUCACGCGGGAUACGUAAUAGCGAAGAAUGAGGGGAUAUUAGCAUUGCAGUCGGGCCUGGGCUCGGCACUUGCGUUUCAGGUGGUUUUGAAUGGAAUCAGACUGGGGUCGUACAAGGCCGCAAGAACUUAUGGAUUCACCCUCAAUGAUAAGGGCGAAACUGACAUAUUGAGGACUGCUGUGUUGAGUGGAUUUUCUGGGUGUGUUGGGGCUAUUCUUGGAAGUCCAUUUUACCUGGUGAAGACGCGCAUGCAGGCCCAAUCGGCGGAAGUGAUAGCUGUUGGUUUUCAACACGGACAUACGGGUGAAAUUGCAGCAUUCAGGUCUUUGUGGAGGGAGGGAGGUUUUGCUGGGCUCUAUCAAAGAUGCUUCGCUAAUUGCCCGAGGAUAUUCGUCGGUUCAGCCACGCAAUUAACCAUGUUCAGUCUUGUAACUGAUUGGUUGCGACCGUUUCAAAUUUUUGAUAAUCGUCCACUGACCCUCACAUUUUGUUCCGCCCUCCUCGGCGGUAGCUCGGUGGCAUUAACAAUGCAACCAUUCGACGUAAUCGCAACAAGACUUUACAACCAAGGCACGGAUUCAAGUGGCAAACCCCUGCUGUAUCGUGGCUUUCUCGACGCAUUGAUAAAAAUAAGUAAAACAGAGGGUUUACUCGGUUUGUACAAAGGAACUUUCCCCACCUGGAUGCGAAUAGCACCGCACACCGUAUUAUGUUUAUGCUUUUAUGAACAAUUAGACAUUCUGUAUAAUCGCGUAUUUGUUGAAUAGAUGAAUAAAAAAAAUUAUAAUAGG